Ostreococcus lucimarinus CCE9901 is the source of this 273-nucleotide messenger RNA. RefSeq lists its product with no specific name. The transcript has a single exon. The record is from RefSeq and is a predicted model, not a curated record. The coding region runs from base 1 to 273 and encodes 90 amino acids. Lineage: Eukaryota; Viridiplantae; Chlorophyta; Mamiellophyceae; Mamiellales; Bathycoccaceae.
AUGGACGGCGUGAAGGAGGCGAUCGAUACGUUUUUGUUGUAUGACUUUUUCGUCAUCUUGUUCAUCCUGGCGUGGCUCGUCGUCGGCGUCGGGGUGCGGUUGAGCAAAGGGAACGGGCUGUCGUACGAUGAACCGUUUUUGGGGACGUGGUUAUUUUUGUGGCCGUUUUUGUUUCAGCCUUUGCUCGGGGUGCACAUGCUGGCGACGCUGGUGUCGCCGGCGGUGGGGUGGGCGGCGAAACGCGGCAUCGUAUCUGAAGACGCGUGGCGGUAG